Gossypium raimondii (Peruvian cotton) is the source of this 678-nucleotide messenger RNA. RefSeq lists its product as uncharacterized. Gene Ontology annotation, molecular function: protein dimerization activity. The record is from RefSeq and is a predicted model, not a curated record. NCBI's taxonomy places the organism in Eukaryota, Viridiplantae, Streptophyta, Magnoliopsida, Malvales, Malvaceae. Bases 224 to 577 code for a protein of 117 amino acids. The transcript is spliced from 5 exons.
CAAAUCGAAAACCCCACCUCCACCUCCACCUCCACCGAUCCACCAUCCCACCUCCGGUGUACGGUCCUCGACAACUCCACCUCCAGGCUCCAGUUCCACGACGCUAGCGUUGUUGUUGUUCUCUACUUCUCUUCACUUUGAUUCUUCUGCAACUUCCGAAGAAACAAUCGACAUUGAAAUAGAAUUUGGCUUACCUUAGCUUCCUUUCCCGACUUCAAUUUUUAUGACUAUGGCUAGUUCGAACACUCCUAUACCAGUGGACGAUGGGUUUAAUGAGUACGAAAGUGCUGUCAAACGUCAAAAGUCUACCACUUCAAAGGUGUGGGAUGAAAUGACAAAGCUUGACUACGAGAACAAAAAUGAAUUGAAGGCACAAUGUAAUCAUUCUUCCGAAUCGGCUUUUAGCAUGGGUAAGAAAGUUAUCACACCUUUGAGGAGUUCACUUAAGCCAAAAACGGUUCAAGCCGUUGUUUGCUUGGAUGAUUGGAUGCGAGCUAAGGGAUUUUCAGCGGAAAUUGGUUGCAAAAAGGACGAUGAGGACGAUGAGGAUGAUGAUGUUUCUUCGGUAGCUUUUUAAGAUGCUUUCCUUCUAAAUAUGUUGAUGGACAAUUUAUAUUUUGUUAUGAAAUUAAAUAUGUUGAUGGACAAUUUAUAUUUUGUUAUGAAAUUAAAUAUGUU